This is a messenger RNA of Pieris rapae (cabbage white), 4566 nucleotides long. RefSeq names its product interference hedgehog (gene boi). The transcript has 17 exons. Gene Ontology annotation, molecular function: protein binding. Gene Ontology annotation, biological process: nervous system development; cell-cell adhesion; axon guidance. Bases 174 to 2438 code for a protein of 754 amino acids. NCBI's taxonomy places the organism in Eukaryota, Metazoa, Arthropoda, Insecta, Lepidoptera, Pieridae. The record is from RefSeq and is a predicted model, not a curated record. Gene Ontology annotation, cellular component: axon; plasma membrane.
UCCAGUUUGCUUGUUAUACGCUAGUUAUUCGGGUGUGUUAUUUGGUGUCCGUGUGACUGUGAACUAAUGUUAAACAAAAGAUUAAUUAACGUGUGUCUUUAAAAACAGUUUGACGAGGUGACAAAUGGAUAUGUGCUAGUUGGCUUCCGUGUACGUCCCGAAACGGAGUUACGAUGGCUGUUCACCUUCACUUGCUGCUGGUAGCCAUCGUGCCCGUACUGGCAGAAAUUGAAAUGGAGUUCACAAAGUAUCCUGAAUCGGUAGCAGCUCCGGUUGGCGAUGAAGUGACCUUCGAGUGCGCCGUCAGAGUUCCAGGAGAACGUCUACAAUGGAGGUGGAAAGCUGCUGAUGGGGACUGGAGACAAUGGAAGGAGGUACCAGCACGGGAAAAUGACGGAGUGUCCACCAAGCUGGUUGUAGAUGUCAAUGAGAAUAUGGUUGAUGGCUUAUAUCAGUGUGUAAUAUGGUACGGCGCAAUUAGCCUGGUAUCAAUACCGGCAAAGCUGUCCAUUGCCAGACUGGAUUUAACCCAGAACACGCCCGAGAAACGGGUGAUCACUGCACCACUGUUUAACACCGUGGUACUUCAUUGUAAGGAGCCGAAGUCUGAACCGCCGGCAGUGUUGAGCUGGUGGAAGGAGAAUGGCAAGGGCUCUCGCAAACAACUGGAGACACCGCACGGAGUGCUGGUCAUCCACAACGCUACAGCUGCUGAUGAUGGAACCUACGGAUGUGCCGCUACCAACGAGAUAAGUGGGCAAAGCAUCGAUCUUCCUGAGAGAACGUACUUGAGAGUGCAGCACGAGGGAAAUGGCGGUGUCAGAUUUCUAGAAACAGAAGAAUACGUUGGUAAAUAUGAGAAAGAAGUUCUUCUAGCGCCAGUGGGUCCUGAUGCUGCACUGCGGCUUUGGUGUGGGGCAGUGGGUACUCCUCCUCCGAAGAUCACUUGGAGUAAGGAGGGAUCGCCCAGUCUCCCUCGGAGACACGACCACACUCUCAUAGUGUCACCUUUUACUACAGAAAAUGAGGGAAUAUACUCGUGUUCAGCAAAUGGGAUUCGUCGAUCUUGGAAGGCGAUCGCCCUCCAACCUCCGCAUUGGGAAGGCUCAGCUGGAAGUGUGAACGCCAGCGAAGGUGGAAGUGCACAUGUUGCCUGUGGGAGGCUUUAUGGCCAGCCACCUCCUGCAGUCCAUUGGAUUCUGAAUGCUGAACUCAUUGAAAGUGGGAAGGGCAUUAGGGCUACUGACUCGGAUCUCUACAUAGACCACGUUGAAAAGCGUCAUGCGGGAAUCGUUCAAUGCUUUGCGUGCAACGAGUUAGGAUGCGCAUACGACGCUGCUAUGCUCACUGUUGUCCCUGUGCAGAUAUCAGAACAGGAUUACACAGCGGACAUACCGAAAUCUAUGCACAUACCAUCCCAACCACCGAAGAAACACAACAGAAAAAACUCAAGAAAAAAUAAAGCGGUUCUUAUAGCUCCAACGCGACCGAAUGUCACAAGACUGUCUGAUGAAAGCGUUAUGGUUUCUUGGACACAUUCAAAACACGGCCUGCCGAUACAGUUUUUCAAGGUUCAAUACCGGGAGGUGACAAAUUCGUCGAAUGUGAAUUGGAAAACUGCCACCGACGACAUCAAGUCGUCUACCAACUCGUAUGAUAUCGGCGGACUAGUGCCUGAUAAGUACUACAAAUUCCGCAUAGCAGCCGUUUAUUCGAACCAGGACAACAAGUUAGGACGAAGCAGCCCCAAGUUCUACUUGCGGCGUGGUGGCUCUGGGAACCGUCCACGAACACCGAACAUCGCUAUGGCGGUCGCGUUGUCGCCUCAUAGCUUACACUUGAAUUGGACCUGGUCAAGCGAGGGUGGCGUGGAGGCGGAAGGUUUCUACGUGUACUUCCGAGCGGUAUCCUCGGCCGGGGCUUAUGAAAAGGUAAACGUCGAAGGUACUGCUCGUAGCGUGUCUAUUACACAUCUUGCGCCAGACACGGCCUACGAGCUCAAACUACAAGCUUAUACUACGCAGGCGCCAUCGGGAUUUAGCUCUAGAUUGGUUGCGAAAACUCUAAGAGCUGCAGCAACCGAACCAAUCACUACCGUAUCCCCAACUGAGGAUGUCAAAGAGGAGGGUCCCACCACACUGGUGACAGCUGGUGGGAUAGUUGGGGCGACAGCUUUGUUGCUCAUACUUGCUGUUACAUUGCUGCUGUGUAAGCGGAGCCGGCGGCCAGCGUCAAAAGAGAAAGGUUCGGCUGAGGGCGGUGGCAAUGGAUACAUGCCGGCCAAAGUGCCCAUCACCAUUACAGCUAACCCGAUGCACACUGAGGGCGAAGCUGGCGUGGAAAUGUCGUUCCUUCACAAUAACAAUUGCGGGAAUAACGGCAACGAUGACACCCUCCCACAUUCAAGGAAAAAUGGACCUUCGAGACAAUACGUAUAAGGUUCAAAUAAGACUGUAUAUGUUACCGACAGUGUAUCAGACAUUUUAUGAAAUGCCCAGGCGAACUUGGUAAUGCAAAAUUCCAAUUACAGUAAUACAUUUUUGUAUCAAAUGUAAAACGAACAAAUGUUGUUAGUAAUAGAAAAUUAAUUGAUUUCAAUAUAAUUUCAAUGUAAGACAUUGGGACCAAUGACAGAUUGACACACACACACACAAAAAUAUUAGAUGAGUAAUUUCAUAUUUUACUCUUACGUCUAAAUUAGAGAAUUAUGCUGGCGAGUUUAUUUGUAAUAAACGGAAAAGAGGCACACCUGAUGUUAAGUGAUACCGCCCAUGGACCGCACUUGCUAGCCUCCUGUUAAUGUUAGUAUCCAUUGGUGGUAUUAUUUAACAGGUUAGCCUCCUGCCCGUUUGCCCACAUUGAAAUAUGACUAUGUCUAGGUAUUGCAUAGAAUACCAGAUUAUACACAUUGACGGUAACUACUUAAGACUAUUAUGAUAGAAUUUCGAAAUUAGGUGUUUAAAAUGUGAUAGCGAUGUGCACGGUCUUUGACAGUACAAAAAUAUAUUUAUUAUAGUUAAGGAGUGAAUGUUUAGCGUAAAUAUCUAUGGAGCGUACUUGGACUUGGCAGGCUCAUUACGACUAACGCCCGAAUCCAAUAAUUAAUCCACAAUCUCAUAAAAAAAUCUGAGUUCAGACGGUGACAGUCGAUCGAUCUCCUAUAUGCAUCCCAUUAACCAAACCCUGAUAUGAUAUGAUUGAGAUAUGUUGUUGGAUUUGGGCGUAAGUAUAGUCUUAAGUGACUGUUAAAUCUAAUUGCACGAUUCUGAGUACUGUUUAUUAUUAAAUAGAUUAGAUACUAAGUUCAAAUAAGUUUUAUAGAGUCGUAAUUUAUGGUUAGUUAAGAAUAGUAAUAUUUUAUAUAAUUCAUAAAACUAUUUGUCUUUGUGUUUUGUCUAUGAAAUAUAUUAUUUUUAAAAUCGCAGAUUAGAGUUACCAUGGCAACAGAUACGAUGUUAACUUUAAUCCUCGAUAUAUUGUACGAUGCGUUUAAUGAUAACAAUUGUAUGUGAAAUUAUACGAAAUUUAAGACUCGUGCCUGAAAGCUUACGGAUUGAUUUACCAGGAGCACUUUUGGCAGAAUUAAACACAUUUAAAUCCUGUGAUUCUGUAUAUAAAUUUAUUUUCUAACGUAAUGUCAUUGUUGUGCAAUGGUUUAAAAUACAGAUUAAAACAUGAAAAUAUAGACAUUUCACUAUACUUGACUGUGAUUAUUGUAGUUCGAUUUUCAAAAUUAAAAUUGUGAGACGAAACGAUGACGUUUUGCUUGAUUGAACACGACUUGGCGUUCGAUUUUCAAAAUUCUAAUUAUAAGACGGAGCAAUGUCACUGCUUGAAUGUAAUUGGUCAAGCAACACGACCCACUGUUCGAUUUUUAAAAUUCAAAAUUUAAGAAGAAACACUGACGCUUUACUUGAUUGUGAUUGGUCAAGUAAAUUGACCUGAAAUUCGUAAUUCAAAAUUAACGAACUCACUUAAAUGUGAUCUCUUAUCCAACUACAUAUAGGUGACACGUCGUUCCGUUUCACCAAUCGUUUAAUCUCUUUAUAUAUAUUUAGUUUUAUAUAGCCAUUCUAGAUCUGACAUUAGUCAUAAGCGACAUUCCUGGUAAAUGCAUAGUAAAUGGUGGAAUGUGAUUUAUUGACGCUCAUUUCAAUAAGCGAUUUCUCGACAGCUGCGGUCGGGUGAAAUUUUUAUUUGAAAACUUAACGUUUAAAAUAUUUUUACAAAAUAACUUUUCAGAUUAUAUUAUGUUGUUAUAGUUAUCACAUUUUCUACGAUUUAGGGAUAAUUUAUUUGGUGGAUAGAUAGGGCAGUGCAGCGUACUGGGGGAAAAUAGAGGAAGCCUAUGUCCAGUAAUGGAUCAAAUAAAGAUGAUCCUUUAGCUUGAAAAAAAAAUAUUGGACUGUAAAGUUGUAUUUUGUAAAAAUUCUAAUUGUUAGUUAUCUAACAAUAUAUCCGUUAGACUAUAAACUAUAGUUUAUAUUUUACAAUACAAAUAUAUUUAUUUUUGUGUGGUUUAGUAAUCUAUAACAAUGGGUUCAUAAUAUUAAAAAAAAAAAAGCA